Molecule: messenger RNA, 2537 nt
Organism: Capsicum annuum
Lineage: Eukaryota; Viridiplantae; Streptophyta; Magnoliopsida; Solanales; Solanaceae
Product: receptor kinase-like protein Xa21
Exons: 2
Coding region: 1950-2513 (187 amino acids)
Biological process (GO): protein phosphorylation
Molecular function (GO): ATP binding; protein kinase activity
Source: RefSeq, a predicted model, not a curated record
UCCAUCGAAAAAUACAAUCCUGCACAAUCAGAAAUUCAUAGAAAAUUAAAUUAAGAGUUUUCAUGGAGAAAAAAUUAUAUAAUAUGUACAUCCUUCUUACAACUUUUAUCAAUAACAAUUUUUUGAGUUCCUGUCCACACCUUUUCAUCAGGUCAAACUAAAGCAUGAAUCACAUAGAUAAGCAUUGAGCUAACUAGUUCAUCUCAGGCGUAUUCAUUUUUUCUUCACGUGUUGACAGGUGAAAUACCAAAACAGAUAAGCAAUCUCGUUGAGUUGGAGGUACUUAUUCUUGGGUAUAAUAGUUUUAGUGGUCGACUUAAUAUGGAGAUCUUCAACAUAUCAGGGCUGAGAAUAAUUGAUCUUACAUUCAACAAUCUAUCAGGAAGCCUCCCACAAAACAUAGGUUCUAUAUUACCCAACAUUGAAGUGCUUUAUUUGGGCAACUUAACCAAUCUUGUAGGGACUAUUCCUCAUUCCAUCUACAAUUGUUCAAAAUUUACUAUUCUAGAGCUUUCAUACAGCCAACUCACAGGCUUGAUUCCCAACUCACUUGGAUAUUUGACUCAUCUACAGUAUCGAAAUUUAGGGGGAAACAAUUUAACCAGUGACUCAUCAUUAAGCUUCCUGACUUCCUUAUCCAAUAACAGAAAUUUAACAAUUCUUUAUCUAUAUUCCAACCCUCUAAAUGGCAUGCUUCCAGCCUCCACAGGGAACCUUUCCACCUCUCUUAGAAAAUUUUAUGCCAACAAUUGCAAAAUCAAAGGGCGCAUUCCAAAUGAAGUUUUGAACUUAAGCAGCUUGUUAGACCUUAGAUUUCUGGAAAUAACUUGGUCGGAUCGAUUCCAACAUCAAUUGGCAAAUUGAGAGACAUUCAGCGGUUCAACUUGAGUAGCAACAAAUUUACAGGAUUUAUUGGAUAUCAUAUAUGUAAAUUGAAUUAUUUGGGUGCUAUUUACUUGGGUCAAAAUCAACUUUCAGGACCUCUUCCAAAUUGUUUAGGGAACGUUACUUCCCUUAGGGAGAUACAUCUGGGUUACAAUAAAUUGAGUUCCAAUAUACCACCAUGCAUAGGGAACCUUCAAGAUCUUGUGGUUCUUGACUUAUCGUCAAACAACAUGGUAGGUACUUUACCUCCAGAAAUUGGAAAUCUAAAGGCUGCAACUCUAAUAGAUCUGUCAAUGAAUCAAUUCUCAAAUGGAAUUCCUAGAGAAAUUGUAGGAUUACAAACUCUGGUGCACCUUUCUUUGAGACACAACAAGUUGCAAGGAUCUAUACCUGACUCAAUGAGCAACAUGGUAGGUUUGGAAUUCCUAGACCUUUCUGGUAAUAAUAUAUCGGGAACUAUUCCCAUGUCUUUGGAGAAACUCCAGAACCUAAAGUAUUUCAAUGUUUCUGUCAACAAGUUGUACGGUGAAAUACCCUAAGGGGGUCCUUACAAGAACCUCUCGAGUGAGUUUUUCAUCGACAAUGAAGCAUUGUGUGGUUCUUCAAGAUUUAAUGUCCCACCAUGCCCCACUUCAUCAAAGCACAGAUCAAAUAGGAAAAAGUUGCUACUUUCAUUUCUUUUGCUGGGAAUCACAUUUUUAUUUGGUCCUACCACCGUUGUGUUUGUAUGGAUAAGGUAUCGAAGAGGUAAUAGAGCCCCUCAGCAAGCAGAUUCAUUUUUAUCCAUAACACGAGAAGGAAUUUCAUACAAUGAACUGCUCCAAGCAACUGAUGCUCUUAGCGAGAGUAAUCUGAUUGGUUCUGGAGGUUUUGGCUCAGUCUACAAAGGCAUUCUCAGAAGUGGAACUGCCAUUGCUGUUAAAGUGUUCAAUUUGCAACUGGAUGCAGCAUUCAGGAGUUUUGAUACAGAAUGCGAUGUUUUGCGCAGCCUUCGCCAUAGGAAUCUAGUAAAAGUCAUUACUAGUUAUUCCAACAUUGAUUUUAAGGCUUUAGUGCUUGACUAUAUGCCUAAUGGGAGUCUUGAGAAGUAUUUGUAUUCACACAACUACUUCCUCAACAUCAAGCAGAGACUAAGCAUAAUGAUAGAUGUGGCAUGUGCUUUGGAAUAUCAUCACCAUGGGUGCUCAUUGCCAGUCAUUCACUGUGAUGUGAAGCCUAGUAACGUCUUGCUGGAUGAGGAUAUGGUUGCCCGCCUAAGCGACUUUGGCAUCUCGAAACUUCUUGGUGAAUAUGAGAGUGAUUUAUACACAAAAACCUUAGCAACACUGGGUUAUAUUGCGCCAGAGUAUGGGCAAGAUGGGUUAGUGUCUACUAAAUGCGAUGUCUAUAGUUAUGGGAUGAUGUUGCUGGAAACGUUUACCCGGAGAAAGCCUAAUGAUUUUGAGGGAGAUCUUAGCUUGAAGCAAUGGGUGAGUCAUUCACUCCCAGAGGCAAUAAUGGACGUUCUAGAUGCCAACUUGAUAGCACCAACGAAUAAUUGCUUACAGAAGGAGCUAGAUGUUGUGGCAUCCAUCAUGGAAGUGGCAUUAGAUUGUGUACUGAAUCUCCGGAAGAAAGGACAAACAUGAAAGAUGUUGUUGGGAUGCUACAGA